Molecule: messenger RNA, 1008 nt
Organism: Aspergillus ochraceoroseus IBT 24754
Lineage: Eukaryota; Fungi; Ascomycota; Eurotiomycetes; Eurotiales; Aspergillaceae
Product: 1-(5-phosphoribosyl)-5- ((5-phosphoribosylamino)methylideneamino)imidazole-4-carboxamide isomerase HIS6
Exons: 3
Coding region: 85-855 (256 amino acids)
Biological process (GO): L-histidine biosynthetic process; L-tryptophan biosynthetic process
Cellular component (GO): cytoplasm
Molecular function (GO): 1-(5-phosphoribosyl)-5-[(5-phosphoribosylamino)methylideneamino]imidazole-4-carboxamide isomerase activity
Source: RefSeq, a predicted model, not a curated record
GGAAAAGAAAGAAAUAGUGGCCCUUCUCAGCGAUUACGCCGUCAAUUCGAAUCACCAGGACUAAACACCACCUUACAUAACAAUAUGACGAAAUUCCGGCCGUGCAUUGAUCUGCACUCGGGACAAGUGAAGCAGAUUGUCGGCGGCACUCUGAGUAAUGUCGAGUCUGAUCUGAAGACGAAUUACGUAUCCAAGCUACCCGCUAGUCAUUAUGCAGGGUUGUAUGAAAAGCACCGUCUAACGGGCGGACAUGUUGUCAUGCUUGGGCCAGGCAAUGACGAAGCAGCAAAGGAAUCGCUCAAGACAUGGCCGGGAGGCUUACAGGUUGCGGGAGGGAUUACGGAUAAGAAUGCGCAAUAUUGGAUUGAUCAGGGCGCAGAGAAGGUCAUCAUCACAUCCUUCCUUUUCCCAGAAGGUAAAUUCUCUCUAGAACGCCUACAAUCAGUGCUCUCCUCGCUAGGCGGCGACAAAUCCAAGCUCGUCCUAGAUCUCAGCUGUCGCCGAAAAGACAAUACCUGGUUUGUUGCCAUGAACCGAUGGCAAACAAUAACCGAGAUGGAGGUGAACCAGGAAUCGAUCUCCCUCCUUGAACCCUACUGCUCGGAAUUCCUCAUCCACGCUGCAGACGUCGAGGGCUUGCAGCAGGGCAUUGACGAAGAACUCGUGGCGAAGCUAUCCGAGUGGUGCUCGAUACCCGUGACAUAUGCUGGAGGUGCGCGGAGCCUAGAAGAUCUCGAAAAAGUUCACGCUAGCAGUCGGGGUAAGGUUGAUUUGACUAUCGGGAGUGCGUUGGAUAUAUUCGGUGGCUCCGGGGUGACGUUUGAGGAGUGUAUUCGGUGGAAUAAGUCGCAUUGAGUUUUCUAUACGGCUUGAGAGGAGGUUAUGAUAAGCUGAAGUGGGGAAGAGAAAGGGAAAAGAAAAGUUAUGAAUGCAAUGCAAUGUAUAUCCAUCCAUCUUCUUUAGAAAAUAGAGGAAUAGAUAGAUACCGGCCAAUAUAUAUGUCACAAC